GUGUGUGUCAACACACUUGGCCAGUAAACCUGAUUCUGAUACUGAAAUGCAUCUUGCAUGCCCCAUUGCGUUUUAUUCCUUACUUAUGGAAUAACGAAUUUGUCAAAUGCAUCACUCGGGAACCAUUCCUAUUGAAAACCGCACCAUUGUAUUAGCACAGAGACCCUGACUGCAUGCAGUCAAUACUCUCUUUCUCUGCAGAACUGCACCGAGUACACUUUCUGCAGCUGGCUUCAGCAAGGGAGGGGGAAAGUAGAGAGGGACAGGGUGUCCACGUAGGAGAAAGAGGGGAGGAGUAGAAAAAAAUGAGAGGUGGAAAAGGUCUGCUCAUCAGCACCACAUUGAGCUGCAAUCUGGGCCAGUGUAGAGGGAGAGGAGAAUGCUGCUGCUUGUGCUGCGUGAUCUAUGGGUAAGACUGCAGGCAACCUGAAAGAACUAAACAAUGCAUUCCACUGCAAGGACAAAGAGCAGCAAUGAAAUGUCCUCUGUAUCCUGAGAGAGCAGAAGCCCAGCUUCACGCCUAAAUCGGCGUCGUCAUCGAGGACAUCUAUGUCUUUUCCAGGAGAAUGGAUUGAUCUGCUCUUCUUUUGUCCUGCAGGCAAUGCAAAUAUAACAUGGAUAUGAUUUCUGUAGGCUGCAAAUAUGUUUAGUCUGGUGUUGCUCUUUUGUGUGCGUGUUGCAGUGCAGAGUGGGGGAUGUUCUAAAGAUGCUACAGUGUGUUUUCCACUGUGUAUGUUACACUGAGUAAAGUGUACCACCAGAAAGAUGUAUGCCUUCUAUUCUCUGCUGGUCUACAUCUUCUACACUGUUUUUAAGAAGGAAGAGGAGACUGCACUUAAAGGAGCAUGUGGAGAGACCACAGAGGAGCCUGGCCAUGUUUCCAUGGAAACAGAGAGCAGGAGAAAAGGUGCCCACACCCCCAGGUUGGGAAAAAGGCAGUGUGACAGAUUUAGUGAUUCAAUCAGCAGUAGCAGCAGCAGUGACAGCGAUGAACUAUCUAACAGUGAUGAAGAUGGCGACAUUGAUGACAGUUACGCGGUCCCGAAGACACCUUUGGCAGCCUUCCUGUCUUUUAAAGAGGAAACUGAAAAGAGAAGAGUUUCCAGUGUCCAUACUGAGACAGGUGAAAAGGUGUUUGAGUCUCCUUUGGUGGCAGUGAUGUCUCAUCUACUGAGCUUUCUGGAGCAAUACUCACAUCUGCAACAGCUGCAACAGCAGGCCGAGCAGUAUCGCUUGCAGCUGCGCAGGCACCGUGUGCAGCACCGGCGAAAGAUGAAAGCCUUGCGCAGCUCCUAUCGGCAGCGCCUCCGUGACAAGGGCAGCGUCAUCCACAGCCUGGAGGAGGCCAUUGCUCAGCAGCAGACCCCUUCUCCUGAUAAUGAGACAGGUUCUCCAGGCCUGCAUAAGCUGGUGCAGUCUCUGUGUGGCCUGCAGGGGGAGAGGAGUCUGCUCCGAGGCGAGCUGCGUCUCCUCCACUCACAGCUGGAACAACGAGAGCAGGAACGGCAUUCCAAAGUACAAGCCUUCCAACAGCAAAUUGAUGAGUUGAAGAGCUGCAUCGAAGAGCGAGAAGAAGAACUGUCCAGGCUCCGCAUUGCAUCUGGAGAAACAGAUUCGGAAAAACGCUUGUUGUGUUUGUCAGCUGAGAACGAGAGUCUGAAACAGAGCCUGUCAGUAACUCAGGGUCUCCUCCAACAGUUGUCCAUUAUCCCAUCCCAGUCAAGCUCACUACUCAUGAAGGAGAACGAGAACCUGCGCAGUCGUGUAGUGCAGCUGGAAAGCACUCUGCAGCAGAGGGUUGAGCAGCUUUCAAGCCUGGAGCGCCAGAGCGAGCAGGAACAGUGGAGAAGGGGAGAGGAGCUCCGGAGACGAGAUGAGAGAGUGAAAGAGCUUCAGCUUGAGCUGGACAAGGAACGUAGCAAGGAGCCUUUAGUGAAAUAUGUCACUCAGACGGUAGAAGUGGAGUCUCCUGCAACACUGAGGCAGCUCACUGAGGCCAGGCAGAAAAACGAGCAUCUGAAACAGAGGUUGUCCACUCAGAAAGAACGAUGCAAACAGCUGGAAGAGAAAAUCAGGCGCUCCGAUGAAGUCAGCUGCAAUCUUCAGCAUAAGAUUGCUGCAUAUGAGAGAGAGAUUGGGACACUGCAGGCAGAGCUAAUAAAGGAGAUCGAGCAUCUAGAGGAAAAAAAAGAUGAAGCUGUGAAAGCGGCUGCAAACUGUUCCCAGGAGCAGUUUCAGAGCCUGCAGGAUCAGUUCCUGACCCUACAGCAGCGUCUGAGUGCUCUCCCACCCACCCUACGCUCUAUGAAGACAGAUUAUGCCAGUCUGCGCAGUCAGGUCCGCAAUUUUGCUGACUUUUAUGGAUCAGCCGUCAAAGAAGCCAAGAAACAGAUUUCAGCAGCAAUAAACGAAAUGUCUGAGGCCAACAAGGACCUUCUGGAGAAGUACAGAAAAGAGGUUGCCCUUCGCAGGAAAUACCACGAGCAGCUGGUAGAGCUAAAAGGUAACAUCCGUGUCCUGUGUCGUGUAAAACCUGUCUUGAAAGAGGACCAGCAUGAUGAAUGCCAGGCUGUUGCUGUGACCACGGACCCCCACAACGAAUCUGCUCUCAAUGUCCUGAGUAAAGGCAAAACAAAGUACUUUGAGCUGGACAAAGUCUUUCAUCCUCAGGCUACUCAAGAGGAGGUGUUCCAAGAAAUCGAGCCCCUGAUCACCUCCUGUAUAGACGGAUAUCAUGUCUGCAUCUUUGCUUAUGGACAGACAGGCUCAGGGAAGACCUACACCAUGGAGGGUCCUGUGGAGAACCCGGGCAUCAACCAGCGAGCCCUGAAACACCUCUUCAAUGAGAUUGAAGAAAGGAAAGACAUGUGGACCUACACAAUUACUGUCAGUUCAGUGGAAAUCUACAACGAGGUUCUCAGAGAUCUGUUGAGUAAAGAUGGGGAGAAGCUGGACAUCAAAAUCAACCCUGAUGGCACAGGUCAGCUACAUGUACCCGGUCUCAGGAUCAAAGAAGUCAAAAACUUCCAGCAUAUCAAAAAAAUUCUCGCAACAGCACGGAGGAACAGGAUCACCUUCGGAACACAAAUGAACCAGCAUAGCUCUCGUUCACACGCUCUGCUCACCAUCACAGUGCAGGGAACAGACCUUGCCACCGGCACCAAAACCACUGGUAAGCUGAAUCUGGUGGACCUAGCUGGUUCGGAACGUGUCUCCAAGUCAGGGGCAGAGGGCGAGCGGCUGAAAGAGGCCCAGAACAUUAAUCGCUCGUUGUUGGCGCUGGGAGAUGUGAUCCAGGCCCUGAGGGGCCGGCAGACUCACAUCCCCUUCAGGAACUCACGCCUCACAUAUCUGCUCCAGGACUCACUGGGCAAGGGGAACAAAACCGCCAUGGUAGUGCAGAUUUCUUCACUGGAGAGGAAUGCCGAAGAGACCCUGUGCUCGCUGAAAUUUGCACAGCGUGUGUGUAAAGUGGAACUGGGCCCUGCUGCGCGCAAGAUUGAAAGCGGAGGCCAUGGCGAAAACUACUCCUAAAGUGAACUCCACCUGCACAAGCAACUAAUAACCCAGGAAUAUUUUCAUCCCAAAAUCUAGCUUGGUCUGAGAUUUCUAACAAGGUUCUAUUUUCAUUUUAAGGGCUAUGGCUCAGGAAGCCACGCAAGUAGCAUCUAAUUCUCAAGAGCCAUGUUUAAUACCUGAUCAGCAGUGGCUCCUUCCUACAGCCUGAGCGGCAUGUCUGAGCGCAAUAUUCCUGUGUGCAGAUCGCCUCAUUGCACUUUUACUACCUUCUAGAAAACCACACCAUCCUGCUUGAUGAGACAUUUUAACGAUCAGACACUGCUGAGUGUAUCAAAAUAAGUACCGCUGUACAUUUCCAUCAUCACUUCCUCACACACCCGGCACUGUAACGAUACGUUUAGACGCUUUCGGGUUAUUGCUGUGACGUGUCAGUACACGAGGGGAUGAAAACGUGCUGUGAGCUUUUGUGAUUAUGUAAAUAUGUUAAUCUAGAUUUUGUAUUCACUCCAUUAUAUCCAUAGGCUGAUGAAUGGUCAUGGUAGGUGUGUGUGUGGUAAUCUGGGAAACACAUCAGGCAGUGCUAUGGCAGAAGAGGGGCUGAGGGGUAAAAAAAAAAGGCGACAAAGUCAGUUGAACUAUAUUUUGGUGCAGAUGCAAUUCUUCUGACGAAAUGGCAAAACCCUCAGUGUUGUGUAAUACAAAGAAGUUCAUUUGUGUACACUAUAUGGACUAUGUUUGAGGAUACCUGAUCAUAGGAUUCGUAUGUGCUUUUUGAACAUCCCAUUCCACAUUUGGACCUCAUGCUUUUAAUAUAAUCUCCACUCUCCUGGGAAGAUGUUUCACUAGAUUUUGUAGACGAUUCUUUAGUUUAAGUGUGUUAGUAAAGUCAGGUACUGAUGUAGGGUGAGGGGGCCUGGGGGUGCAGUCAGCAUUCCAAUUCAUCCCAAAGGUGUAUAAUAGGGGUGAGAUCUAUAGCAGGCCACUCAAGAACUUCCACUCUAACCCUGUAAACCGUCUACAAGGGGAUCGCUUCAUGCACAGAGGCAUUGUCGUGCUGGAGCAGGUUUGGGUCUCCUCAUUCAACAUAGUUAAUGCUACUGUAUGCUAUACAAUUGUGUGCAAUCUUUUAUGGAACAAUUUGAGGAAGAACCACAUAUGGCUGGAAAAGUCAGGUGUCCCAAUACUUUUUUUUUCAUGUAGUGUAUAUCUAAAUACAGCUGGCUAAACACCACUGGGGGUUUUGUGUAUGCUAUAAAAAAUGCACUGAUAACUCAUGAGAAAGGAACUACAGACAGGUGGCAAGAAUAACUGAUUAUCUUUUUACAAUGGUACCUGCCAAAGAGUGGAAUAUAUUAGGCAGCAAGUUCUUGAAAUUGAUGUGUUUAGAAGCAGAAAAAUGGGCAAACACACCAGGUAUACCUCUUCAGAGCAACACUAUUCUCGAAUAGCAGUGGCUUUAUUCAGCUCAGGAAUGCUGACAAGAGUUCAAAGUUGUUGACUCCAAAUGACACAGAUCUCAAUUCAAUUCGAGUAUCUGUGGGAUGUGCUGGACAAACAAGUCUAAUCUAUAAAGGCUUCACCUCACACCUUAAAAGAUUUGAAGGAUGUGCUGUUAAUUUCAUGGUGCCAAAAAAACAGUAAACCUUCAAAGGUCCUGUAAAGUCAGAAGGGUCAGAGCAGACUUGGUGACACCUAUAUACCAUUGGUAGGAGGGAUUCGUGUCAUGGCUGAUCAGUGCAGUUCACUAAAGGAAUAUGGAAAUUGUUUUACUCAUUUCAAUCUUCUCUUGGCUUUCUACUCGCAAGAAAAUGCCAUAACCAUAGGAGUUUUCACUGGGCUGCCACAACCCACAUAUCACACUCUCACAACCUUAUGUGUGGUAAAAUCACAGGUUCCCCAAUCCUCCUUUAACCCUGCAUUCUGUUUAAUAGAACAUAAUCAGGUCUUUUAAAUAAUGCUUUGUGCAAUGCUUGUGAGAGGCUCAUAAAGAAGUGAUGUCAUAAUCAUUGUAGGAUGUUUUUACUGCAAGACCUGAGCAGAUUUGUUUUAUUAGCCAUUAUAAUUACUGUAGCAAUUGAGAAAUGCACUUUACUUCCAAUACAAAACGGGGUGCUUUUUUCCAUAGAACUAGUGAAUAUUUCAACAAAAUAUUGUUUUGGAAUUUAGUUCUGCUUGUGCAACAUGUUUAGUAGAUGAAUUGAUAUUUAUACACAAAAUGUAGAUAGACUAAUAUUUAUUUACUCUGAACGUCAUACUGCUGGGUUUCAGAAUUGAGAAACUGUAAAAUCAUGAAUGGAAAGUGAAAACGCACUCCCAUUUUAAUGAUUAUAUUCUGAAAGUAAAGCAUUUUCUCAUGAACAUUAUAAAGGUAAAUAUGAUAUUAGCUUGGUACUGAAGUAAAAAUAAAAUUAAAAAUUAAAAACAGUGUUUUCCUUAAAAACACAAAUACCUUCCUCGGCAUUCUUACUUAUUUCUACACUCGCUGAUUUGGGAGCUUGAAACUUUUUUGUUCAUGUGUAUCUCAGUGACACUAAAGAGAAAUAAAAUUAAACAAUGUUCCCCAGCU
Silurus meridionalis is the source of this 6085-nucleotide messenger RNA. RefSeq names its product kinesin-like protein KIFC3. NCBI's taxonomy places the organism in Eukaryota, Metazoa, Chordata, Actinopteri, Siluriformes, Siluridae. The record is from RefSeq and is a predicted model, not a curated record. Gene Ontology annotation, biological process: microtubule-based movement. The transcript has 19 exons. The coding region runs from base 766 to 3534 and encodes 922 amino acids. Gene Ontology annotation, molecular function: microtubule motor activity; ATP binding; microtubule binding.